AUGACAAGAGGAGGAGAGGAUUUCCCACCCCUUCCUCUGCCAUCUGCCUCGCGUCGGAGCUCUAGAAGCUCCCGUGAUGCUGGGACUGGUGAUCGGUGGUACGAGGGAGACGUCAGACCCUCAUUUAUUAAACCUAGGAUUGGUAGACGUAAGGUGGCUGUGGUCAUCAUUACUGGCAAGGCUGGAUCUGACAUGUCCUAUUCUGACAUCCUCCGCACGGCCAGGCAAAAUAUCUCCCUGGAGGCCCUAGGUAUACGCGAAACUAGGAUUCGCCCAGCCUUUAACGGAGGCUAUAAGAUAGAAGUACCCGGUGAGGGAGGAGCCGAACUUGCAGCCAAACUUAAAGACCAGUUGGAAAUAAUUCUUCGAGAUAUUGCAAAGGUGGACAAUCCCGUGGCUCGAGGUGAGUUAAAAAUCACAGGACUUACUCCCUCCACGACUAUGGAGGAGAUUAGAGAACAGUUGGUGCGUAUCAGUGGUUUUCCUCGACUGCAUUUAACAUCGCUGAAAUCAAGAAAAUGCGCGACGGAAUGGGCAUUACAUAGGUGCAAUGCCCUCUUAAUGCAGCGAUAUCGAUUGCUGAGGCUGGUCGCCUCUCCAUUGGCUGGACGUCGGCUAGGAUGUGGAGACAGGGACCAUAAGGCGAAGGAUUGUUCCUCUGCACCGCACUGUGUGAUAUGUGUAGAUCUAGGGAAAAACGGCAACCAUCGUAUUGGCUCGUAUGCCUGCCUGGUCAAUAAUGGCUACGACACUGUGAAACGAGCUGAUCAAAGACAGUCUGCGCGUCUUUCCAAUUAUGGCAACUAA
This is a messenger RNA of Nylanderia fulva, 807 nucleotides long. Lineage: Eukaryota; Metazoa; Arthropoda; Insecta; Hymenoptera; Formicidae. The record is from RefSeq and is a predicted model, not a curated record.